UACGAGGUCGUGGGCCACGACAUGCAGCUGCUGCGCAUCCAGAUGGAGCCCGGCGACAAGGUCGUCGCUGAACCCGGGGCUAUGGUAUACAUGCAUAGCGACGUCCAGGCGGGCUGCGACAGCAGCGACUGCAUGGGCCGCUGCUGCUCGGGCAGCCCCUGCAUCAUGGGCACCUUCGAGACGCCGGACACCGGUGGCUACCUCGGGCUCACGCCCGUGAACCCCGCGAAGGUCAUCCCGCUGGAGCUCGGCGGCCGGUCGUUCCUCGGCAAGGACGGGGCCUACUUCGCGUCCAUCGGCGACGUCGCCGUGGGCUACGACUGCGACUGCAACCCGGCCACGUGCUGCUGCGGCGGCCAGGGCCUCGUCCGCCAGAAGAUCUCGGGCAACGGCAUGGCCUUCCUCGGCGCCAUGGGCGUCCUCACGACGAAGACCCUCGCCGAGGGCGAGACCUUCGUCGUCGACUCGAACUCGCUCGUGGCCUGGGAGGAGACGGUGAAGUUCAGCAUCAAGCGGACGGGCGGAUGCCUGACCUGCUGCUGCUCCGGCGAGGGCAUGUUCAACACGACGCUCGAAGGCCCGGGCACGAUCUUCACGCAGUCC
Aureococcus anophagefferens is the source of this 603-nucleotide messenger RNA. RefSeq lists its product as hypothetical. The annotation marks the transcript as partial. The transcript has a single exon. The record is from RefSeq and is a predicted model, not a curated record. Lineage: Eukaryota; Pelagophyceae; Pelagomonadales; Pelagomonadaceae.